AUGAAGGUCUCGGUCUCCUCGGUCCUCGUCUUCGCCUCUGGCGUCAUUGCCGACGGCCGCUUCUGCUCUUGGCCAUUGGUUCGCAACAUCCAGAGCGUCACUCCAGUAUGGACGGCUCCUCAGCUUGUCUCGGGCGUCUUUGUCGGACCUUCUUCGACCACGGGAUCCAUCUCGGCCGGCUACUCAUACACCCAGUCCUGGACCAUCACCGGUGGUCUUAGUGGCAGCGCUGGAAUUGCUGGUAUCGCCAACCUCGGAGUCACAACCAGCUACGGACAAACAACGGCCAAGGGUACCUCGCUGACCGUCGGCAUCACGUGUCCCGCCAACGUCCGCUGCGGUCUCACCGCCUCCACCUACGUCCUCCAGGUCCAGGGCACCGAGACCAUGUACCGAUGCGGCAGCAGUCAAAUGUACGACCAGAGGUGGCCCUGCCAGGAUUCCGCCCCCUCCCACUGCCCGACCAUGUUCUGGAACACCACCGACGCUGUGACCAAGCCUUUUACUGCUUACCUGCCCCUCGCCAAGAGCAAGUCCAACGUCAACGAGCUUCUGUCGGUCGAAUACAACGCCUGCUCGGCCGGUAUGGACUAUGCUGGUAUGUCGCGCUGCCCGGGCUACUAA
This is a messenger RNA of Pyricularia oryzae 70-15, 624 nucleotides long. RefSeq lists its product as uncharacterized. Lineage: Eukaryota; Fungi; Ascomycota; Sordariomycetes; Magnaporthales; Pyriculariaceae. Bases 1 to 624 code for a protein of 207 amino acids. The record is from RefSeq and is a predicted model, not a curated record. The transcript is spliced from 2 exons.